CACAAGACGAAAGACGCACUCGCUGAAGAGGACACCAGCUAUAUACUGGGGCUAAAAUUAGUGACGGGUAGUGCGUAUUUCCUCCGCUUCGUACAAUUGGUCCAGCAUCCACUGCCGUGAUAUUUAUAAGAUAAGUUCUUACACCACUCAUACUUGUUAUAUGAGUUUGAAACAGAGUGUGUAAGAGCAGAAACCUGAGUUGUAGUUUACUACAACCAAAGUUUCUUUGAGGGAUUGUAACUGGUCUUAAUUUUUUAUUGUCACUGGGACAACUGGAAAUGGCUUUGAGUGGAACAAUUUUACCGUCAAUUUCGACAUUUUCAGCACAGAAGGGAAAAUGUUGGGAAAACAGGUGGAAGGAGGAAUUCGACAGGUCCAUGCAUACCAGCUGCUUGGUUGACAUUUCAAACAUGGACAACCACUGCAGAUCAACAGAGGACGAAGAUCUCGAUAAAUAUCUGGAUCUGGAGUUUAUUCUGGCCAACACCACUGGUUCUGACAAUCUCGGACUGGGCUUGGGAGGCGACUACAGAAUGCAAGAGUCUAGAAACAUGUACAACCCACCAGGGCCUCCCAGCACCUACUCAGUGCCUGAGAUCAACUCAUCACCGCCGCCGUAUAGUACCAGCCUUAUGGCAGAGCUUCUGCAGUCCGAUGUAGACACCUACUGCCAGCCAUCUCUGUCCAACAACACCCAGGGAAGAUUCCUGGUCAGGUCUGUGUUCCCCAAUCAGGACAUUUCGGAGUGUAUUAAAGUAGAGCCCUGCAUGGACAGUUACGGACCUGUUAGGGGAAUGGUUCCCAAAGUGAAACAGGAGGGAAGUGGUGCAUGCAUGCGGUCAUACGAGCAGCCAAGGUUGGCCAACUCUCCACAGGGUGCGGGCAGCAUGACCCCACCACAGAGCCCUGCGGAGCUCAUCAACACGGACUGUCAGUCACAGAUGUGCCAUGCAAUGACUUUCACACAGGGUUACCAAGGCAGUGCGGGGUUCCCCCAGAUGCAGCUGUCGUACCCAAAUGCGCAUCACUUCAGCGUGUGCGAUGAUGGGCUCAGGAUGCCCAGUGCCAACCAAAGAGUGCUUCUGACGCCUCCUUCAUCUCCCCUGGAGAUGGACACCAAACCAAAGAGGGGAAGACGCACCUGGCCGAGGAAACGGACAGCGACUCAUACUUGCACUUUUUCUGGAUGCGGCAAAACGUAUACCAAGAGUUCCCACUUGAAGGCGCAUCAUAGAACACACACAGGUGAAAAGCCUUACCAUUGCAGCUGGGAAGGUUGUGGCUGGAAGUUUGCCCGCUCCGACGAACUGACCCGCCACUUCCGCAAACACACCGGGCACCGACCCUUCCAGUGCCACCUGUGCGAACGCGCCUUCUCCAGGUCUGACCAUCUUGCCCUCCAUAUGAAGCGCCAUAUGUAGGAAUGGACUCAAAUAUUUGGACUAAAUGCACUGAACAAUGAACAUCACAGUGAUGUUCGAAGAAAGCAUUUUCUCUAACCCAUCUAUUUAAUGUUUGUUUAUAAAGCCAUAGUCUACAUGGAAACAUGAACUGACAUGACAUGACAUGUUGUUGAAUCCUAUAGCCAUACAGUCUUUUGCAAUGUGGCUGGUUCUGCACUUCAAAUCAAGUUAAAUAUAUACAUUUAUUUUUUUUCCAAAAAGCUUUAAGAAUACCAAAAAAAAAAUAAGUUCAACACAUGUUAGGCUGGACCUAAACCACAGAUGCAACUGGAAAGAUGCAACACUUACAAAAAUGUGUAAGUUAACAUGAUGUUGCUACUAUGAACAUCACGAUAGUGCCUUUUAAUACAUGUAUACAUCUCACAAGUGCCAAUUUUCUUCUUGGCAUUUUUCAAAAUGUAUGCUAUUGUUUCAAGAAACUAAAUAAGCUUUUAUAAGACAAUGUUUUUCUCUUUCAAAACUGCCUUAAAAGUUAACAAAGGGGCGUUAAGUGAAUGUUUGAAGUUAUUUGUGCAUUUAUCGACAUAAACAUUUAAAAAAAAUCAGGGUCUUUUGGUUGUUGUUUUCUUUUUUCUAACGUAUUCUUACAAUUCAUAUGUUUUUAAUGUGCAUUGCAGACUGUCCCGUGUUUAAAUGACACGAUAAGGGCUAUGUGAGUCGUUCUGGAGCAAACUUAUUAUGACUUGUACAUAAUUUACUGUAAAUAUUGUACUUAAUGUAUAUAUUAAAUUUAACUGAGAUAUAA
Xyrauchen texanus (razorback sucker) is the source of this 2208-nucleotide messenger RNA. Its product is annotated as Krueppel-like factor 2. The record is from RefSeq and is a predicted model, not a curated record. The coding region runs from base 279 to 1421 and encodes 380 amino acids. Gene Ontology annotation, biological process: regulation of transcription by RNA polymerase II. The transcript is spliced from 3 exons. Gene Ontology annotation, molecular function: DNA-binding transcription factor activity, RNA polymerase II-specific; RNA polymerase II cis-regulatory region sequence-specific DNA binding. NCBI's taxonomy places the organism in Eukaryota, Metazoa, Chordata, Actinopteri, Cypriniformes, Catostomidae.